AUGUCGACACCAGUUCAAAUUGUUAACGAGAAAGCUCAGCAGUUGUUGUUACUAUGGAAAUCAAAGGAGAUAGACAAAAUUUUGGCGACUGCAUAUGCACCUGAUGCUAGUAUUGUAGAUGAAGGUAUCAUCUACAAAGGUCACGUAGAAAUCAAGAAGCUAUUUGAACAGCAAGGAAACUCAGAAGACGCACCGAUUCCAACUGAUACGACAGCUAUUUCUGACGAUUGCAUCAUACAAACAUUGAAAGGUGAAUUUCAAGGCUCGCCGGUAGUAAUCAAAAUCACAUGGAAUAAGAUCGGUGGUGAUUGGAAAAUAACUCAUGAAGCUUGGAGCUAA
Rotaria socialis is the source of this 339-nucleotide messenger RNA. NCBI's taxonomy places the organism in Eukaryota, Metazoa, Rotifera, Eurotatoria, Philodinida, Philodinidae. The record is from the annotation of a GenBank genome assembly.